Molecule: messenger RNA, 3249 nt
Organism: Naegleria gruberi
Lineage: Eukaryota; Heterolobosea; Eutetramitea; Acrasida; Naegleriidae
Product: cytochrome p450
Exons: 1
Coding region: 1-3228 (1075 amino acids)
Cellular component (GO): cytosol
Molecular function (GO): flavin adenine dinucleotide binding; FMN binding; aromatase activity
Source: RefSeq, a predicted model, not a curated record
AUGAGCACUCAAAAUAAUGAAGCUCAAUGUCCAUUUGCUUCUGCUGAUUCUCGUCGUAAUAGUAAAGGAAGCAAUGGCAGUAAUCAACCAUGUAAAGAAGAACCAAUUCCUCAACCAGAACCACACUUUCUCGUUGGUAAUAUCUUUACAGUCGAUAAAAAGAAUCCAUUUCCAAGUUUUAUUGAAUUGGCCAAAAAGUUCGAUGGUAUUUUCAAGAUGAAUAUAUUAGGUAAACAAUUAGUAGUAGUUUACAGUCAAGAAUUGGUCAAUGAAUUAUGUGAUGAGAGCAGAUUUGAAAAGGCACUUCCUCCAGGAUUAAAACACGUUAAAGAGUUUGGUGGGGAUGGUUUAUUCACUGCAGAGAAUAAUGAACCAAAUUGGGCUAUUGCUCACAGAAUUUUAAUGCCAGCCUUUGGUCCAAAAUCAAUUCAGGAUAUGUAUCCUCAAAUGUAUGAUAUUGCAGAACAAUUGUGUACCAAAUGGGAAAGAUUGGGAGAGCACUCAGUUAUUGACAUUGUUGAUAACAUGACCAGAUUGACCUUAGAUACAAUUGCCUUGUGUGCAUUCAACUAUAGAUUUAACAGUUUCUAUCAUAAUGAAAUGCAUCCAUUCGUACAGUCCAUGUUCGAGGCAUUGCAAGAAGCCAGCUCUAGAACUAAGAGACCUUCCAUUUUGAACAAUGUCUUGGUCAAGACAAAGAAAAAGCAUCAAAGAAAUAUUGAAUAUAUGCAUGCAGUUGCAGACGAGAUUGUAAAGGACAGAAAGAAGAAUCCAAGUGAUGUUAACGAUUUGCUUAAUAGAAUGUUACUUGGAAAGGAUCCAGUCACCAAUCAAGGAUUAAGUGAUGAAAAUAUUAGAUAUCAAAUGGUCACGUUUUUGAUAGCCGGGCACGAGACGACUAGUGGUCUUUUGAGUUUCACGCUUUAUGAACUUCUCAAACAUCCAGAAGUUUUAAAGAAAGCUCAAAAAGAAGUUGACACUGUGAUUGGAAAUGAAAAUAUUCAAAUCAAACAUAUUCCACAACUUGUCUAUUUGGAUCAAAUCCUCAAAGAAACUCUUCGUCUGUGGCCAACUGCUCCUGGAUUUGGUCUUGGUUGUAAAACUGAUCAAGUCAUUGGUGGAAAGUAUAGAAUUCACCCUUCAGAUUUUAUUAUUGUGAGUAAUUCCAAUUUGCACAGAGAUAAGAAAGUUUGGGGUGAAGAUUGUGAACAAUUCAAUCCUGAUAGAAUGAGCCCAGAAAACUUUUCCUCACUUCCAAGUAACAGUUGGAAACCUUUUGGUAAUGGAUCGAGAGGUUGCAUUGGCCGUCCAUUUGCUUGGCAAGAAGCAAUUUUGGUAUUGGCUAUGGUUCUUCAAAGAUUUGAACUGAUUGAGAAUGAUCCAAAUUAUCACUUGUCCAUUACCCAAGCUUUGACCAUCAAGCCAAAUGGAUUAUUCCUCAAAGUUAAGCCAAGAUCUAAUUGGAAAGGAUCUCAAUUGGUGAGAACUAAUGCUUCUAAUACUAGUUCUGAAAAUUCUCAUACUGAUGAUCAAAAUUCCACAUCUACCGAAUCAAAGGGUCCACUUUUGGUCUUGUACGGUUCUAACAGUGGUACAUGUGAAAGCUUUGCCUCAAUGUUGCACCAAGAUGCUAAAUCCAAAGGAUUUGAUUGUAAAGUUGGUAGAUUGAACACAUUUACUGGUAACAUUCCAUUGGAUACUCCAAUUCUCAUUGUAACAGCUUCAUAUGAAGGUCAACCAACUGAAGAUGCCAAACAAUUCGUUGGAUGGCUCGAACAUGUUCCAGAAAAUACUCUCAAAGGACUCAAAUAUGCAGUUUUCGGAUGUGGACACAGUGAUUGGGUUGACACCUAUCAAAGAAUUCCAACAUUCAUUGACAACAAAUUGAGUGAAGCUGGUGGUGAGAGAAUUGCCCAGAGAGGAAUUGGUAAUGCUGCCAAAGACUUAUUCUGUGAAUUUGAUCAGUGGAGAAAGACAUUGUGGAGUUCUUUCGAUCCUCAUACCUCUCACGAACUUCCUCCAGUUGAAACAACCAUCAUUAAGGGACAUAGAGAAACAAUUCUCCAUUUCCAAAGUUUGGAACCUGGAAAGGUAAUUGAAAAUUAUGAUUUGGUUCCUGAGGACUAUUGUGAUGAUCAUGGAACUUGUAGAUCCAAGAGACAUAUUGAAAUUCAAUUGCCAGCUGGAGCUCAUUAUGAAUCAGGUGAUUAUUUAUCAGUAUUACCUGUCAACUCUAUGAAAGUUGUUAAUAAGGCACUUUCUCAUUUCAAAUUAACUCACGAUGAUCAAAUUGUCUUGAAGAGAAGUGAAACAAUUUCAUCUUCAUCCUAUCCUGUCAAUGAGCCAAUCUCUGCAGUCAACUUGUUCAUGAAUUAUUUCGAAUUGAGUCAACCAGCAACCAAGAGACAAUUAGAAAUUCUCCUCGAACACACAAAGGAAGCAUCCGAUAAGCAAGUACUCCAACAAUUAAUAGAAAAGGACUCUAACAUUCCUCCAAUUCUUGAUAUCGUUCAUGAUUUGAAAUCUUGUACAAUUCCACUCGGAAAUUUCUUGGAUAUUUCAAUUCCUAUGCGUACAAGACAAUACUCAAUCUCAUCCUCUCCAUUGUGGAAUAAGGACAAGUGUACCAUUACUGUUGGUGUAUUGAGAGCUCCAGCAACCCAUGGAAAAGGAUUCCACGAAGGGGUUGCCUCCAAUUUCUUGGCAAGUUGUCUUCCAGAUAUGCAAGUUUCGGUUCAAAUUAGAAACUCUUCCUUCAAAUUACCUAAUGACCCAUCUGUUCCAAUUAUCAUGAUUGGAGCUGGUACUGGUAUUGCUCCAUUCAGAGGUUUCGUUCAGGAAAGAGCUUGUCUCAUUAAGGAAGGUAAGACUCUUGGUAAGGCUCUCUUGUUCCAAGGAUGCAGAAAUCCAGAACAAGAUUACUUGUACAAGAAGGAACUCGAAGAAUGGAGUCAAUUGGGAGCUGUUGAAUUGAGACCAGUUUUCUCAAGAAUGGGAAGUAACGUAAAAUAUGUUCAAGAUAAGAUUAUGGAAUGCAAGGAAGAAGUUGCUAAACUCUUACUGGAAGAAGCUCAAAUCUACAUUUGUGGUGAAGGAAAUCAUAUGGCACCUGCUGUUAAGAAAGUCUUGAUGGAAAUUUAUCAACAAGUUACCAAUUGUACAAAGGAAGAAGCUGAAAAGAGAAUGAGCUCGAUGGAUAAGCGUUUUGCUGUUGAUGUUUUUGCAUAAUAAAUUUGUAAUUUAAUAUUU